Molecule: messenger RNA, 3649 nt
Organism: Ahaetulla prasina
Lineage: Eukaryota; Metazoa; Chordata; Lepidosauria; Squamata; Colubridae
Gene: GALM
Product: galactose mutarotase
Exons: 7
Coding region: 263-1291 (342 amino acids)
Biological process (GO): beta-D-galactose catabolic process via UDP-galactose, Leloir pathway; glucose metabolic process
Molecular function (GO): aldose 1-epimerase activity; carbohydrate binding
Source: RefSeq, a predicted model, not a curated record
UUAAGUGAAGUUGCGCUAAAUAACCGCGCUUAGGUUGUGGAAUUCUGUAGAAACGUCCUUGGAACAUAGGUUCGCAGCCUUCAGAAAACUUCUUUUGCAUGCAUCACAGUCGGCUGCAAGUCUAACAAAGCGAGUUUUCUUGCCUCUCCACAUCAGCUUUUGGACACUUGAUUGCGGACGGAAUCCGUUUGCCCACGUCCGUCUCAUUUCCCCUUCCUGGUAUUGGCUGCUGACUGACGUCUAGCUCAAAGAGGAAGAAACGAUGCUUGAGGUGAAGAAAGAAGCCUUUGGUAAAUUGCCUCUUGACGGAGGAACCGUGGAAAAAUUCCUGCUCUCAUCCGACACAGUCAAAGUGGAAAUCAUAUCCUUAGGCUGCAUAAUCACCUCCUUGAAGACUAAAGACAGAGACGGAAAGUUUUCAGACAUUGUUCUAGGCUUUGAUCAUUUGGAAGGCUACCUCAGCAAGCACCCUUAUUUUGGAGCUACCAUUGGACGGGUUGCUAACAGAAUUGCCAAAGGGAAAUUUACAGUGGAAGGUCAUGAAUAUCAGCUGGCCAUCAAUGACGGCCCCAACAGUUUGCAUGGAGGAAUCAAAGGGUUUGACAAGGCUAUCUGGUUGCCUGAAAUCCUGCCAGAUGGUGUCUGCUUUUUCAGAAUAAGUCCAGAUGGUGAAGAAGGAUAUCCUGGUGAGCUGAAAGUGUGGAUAUCAUAUACACUCAAAGAUGGGGAGUUAACAAUUAAUUACAGAGCUCAAACUAGUAAGACUACACCAGUCAAUCUAACAAACCACACUUACUUCAAUCUUGGAAGUCAGGGCUCAUCUAAUAUCUAUGACCAUGAAUUUACCAUAGAGGCAGAUUGUUACUUGCCACUGGACGAAACUUUGAUUCCAACAGGAAAGAUCACGCCAGUGCAGGAUACUCCAUUUGACCUGCGGAAGCCUAAAGAACUUGGGAGACAUUUGCAGAAGUUUCAGCUGAAUGGAUUUGAUCACAACUUUUGCUUGGUCCAGAGAAAAGAACCACAUUUCUGUGCCAGAGUUUAUCAUCCUCCUAGUGGCCGAAUGAUAGAAGUUUAUACAACUCAACCUGGUGUUCAAUUUUAUACAGGAAAUUUCCUGGAGGGGACUCUAAAGGGUAAAGAGGGCCAUGUGUACUUCAAGCAUUCUGGUUUCUGCCUUGAAACACAAAACUGGCCAAAUGCCAUGAAUCAGCCUAAUUUUCCAGAUGUCCUGCUGUACCCAGGAGAUGAAUACAAUACCAAAACAUGUUUCAAGUUCUCUGUAUCUUAAAUGAAAUCUUGCUACAAGCUAAUUUUGCAAAAAUAUUUUAAAUGAUUCAAGCAGAUUCUGAAUAUCCUGAUUAUAGCACAAAUUUCAUCCAAGUCAUUAAAAAGUAGUAUAUGGAUAAGUCCCCUCUUCAUAGUAGAAAAGUAACAAAAUUUAAGUUCACUCAACAAAUUGAAUGCUAUUAUCUCUAUCUGCAGUUUACCACCUUUUGUAGCCAAAAUUGUGGAAACCUUUUGGGAAAAGUUGUAUUUUUGAAGUUUGAUAGUUAAUAACGCUUUUUUUUUUGGCAUUUCAAGAUAAUCAUAUUCCACUGCUAGAAUGGCGUGGGAAUAGCCCAAACCUUAACCCAAUUGAAAAUCUAUGGAGCCGACUAAAAAAACUUGUUAGUCAGGAGCAACCCAGCACAGCAAUAAAACCCAGUUAACAGAAGCAAUCAUUCAAUCUUGGUUUCACAUAACAGUUGCAGAAGUGAAAGUCUUGGUUCAUGGGAAGACAUUGUAAGGCUAUAAUUCAUGCUAAAGUUUUGCUUGCCAUUUAACAGCUUAGAACUGUUUUCCACACAAUCUACCCUCGGGUAAUUAGGAACAGUGAUACUGUAACGGCAUCAUAUCUCUCUCACCAAUUUGUUUUUUCUUUAGUUAAAUAAUUCUCAGAAUGUAGCUUAAUUUUCUACUUGUAAACAGAAUAAAAUUCAUAUGGUGAAUAGAUAUGCUGCAACAUGCUUAAAGGGACUUGCGACUGAUUUCUCAUUAGAACCAGAUUUGCAAUGAAUCUAUUAUAAAAUAAAGCACAUCAAAUUCCAGCCAUCAAUUUAUUAGGCCAGACCACUUCCACAGUAAUCUCUAAUCUUUUAGGUGGUAUUUCAUAGAUGGCAUAACCUCAAAAAUAAGGGUUCAGUAUAAAGGCUGAGAAGAGAGGAUCUACUACUUAAAAACAUUAAUGGCCUGCAGUCUCAAUGCUAAUCUUAAAAUUGACUGAAGCCAAUCCCACCUUUCCCAAAGAUAGUAAAUUGGCACUUUAAACUGAAUGUGUUCAUUUUGGCAUACAAUACUGAGGUCCAGAUUUAUCAACAGUGAGACCCCCAUGGAUUUUGUAUCAGAAAGGGUGAGCCAGACCUCUCCCAUUUCAAGUGAUUUAUGAAUCAACUCGUUUUUCAAGCUUGAAGUUUGCAGAACCAUUUCACAUUUUAAAAAAUAGCUUGAUAAAUACAGCAAUAUAUAUUCUAUCACUGUAUGAACGUGAUAUGAGAUGCUAGAUUAAGUCUGCAGUUAAUGGCAGUUUUUAGAAACGAAGCUAAAAUAGUCUAUGCAAUUAACCAAAGAAAGGAAUUUGUGUCAAAGUAGCUAUUGAAGCUUUAUUUCAAUAAAAGUUUGUUCUCAACAUAGAAGGGUACUUCACCUUUUAUAAUUUAUUCAGCUUAUAGGAGGAAUACAGUGGCCAGUAGGACGGACUAUAAAAAGUGUCAAUCAGACAACUGAUUGGAAAUGCAAUCAGACAACUGGGGAGAUACUGCAGCAUUAAACUAUACAGCAUCCCUUAAAAAGCACUGCAACUUAUUUAAUGCCCUUGCAAAUUCCUGCCUUUUACUGCAGAAUCCCUGCAAUCCUAAAAAUGUAUGAAGUAUAACUGAAGCUAUGUGUCUCUGUAGAAAUACUUGAAUCAAAGUGUUGACACUGGGGGCAUACAGCAUUUUGCUUUUGAAGUCCAAAAGAUGCUUUGAGAUAUGUUGCUCUUUAAAGCAGAUACAAGCAAUCUGGGAAAACAGUAUAGCAGUACUAAGAUAUUACAUAGUGUUACUUGAAUUGUUUUUAAAUUUUGUCCACCAAGUAAUGGAAAAUGAUUUUUAGUAGUCUGGUUUUAUUCUUCAUAUAAGAGGCUUAAGUGUGUGGUACAGUAUGUGCCAGACUAGGAUCAGACCCAAAUUUAAGUUUUUGCUUAGCCAUAGAAUCUCACUGAGGGAUUUUGGAUCUUAUUCCAUUUAUUUUACAAGGUUAAUCUAUGGAUGAGAGGCAAAUUCCUUGCAAUUUUGACAGCAGCAAAAAUUCUCAGUGAAUUCUGUAUAAGGGACUAGAUCUAAUACAACUAUCUUAAAAUUUUGGAGAACAAUAAUACUGCUCUUGUCCUAAUCUCAAGAUACCUUAUCUGACAGAGGACAAGUACCUAAUCACUUUGUUAAAUAAUUCCAAAUUGGAGCCAAGUUGCCAUCUAAAUUUAUCUUGGGCUUGUCUUUAAAUACUUAACUCUGCCUGGAAUAAGACACAAUAGUAUCCUGCAGUAUGAAUUAACAGAUCAAAUCAAUCUAUAUUAUAAAAUCAGACAAGCAGCUUCCUUGCUACACCAUUUCAAGUCAUUAGGAUUGUG